UGUUUGUUUCGCCGAUGCGCAUCUAAAGAGGCGUUCCGUGAUUGGACGGCUUCUGAGAAUGCGGCGCUCUGAUUGACGGAGGGGCUUGGAGGCGGUUGAGGCGUCAGCUGGAGGAAGCGGCAUGCCUGCCGACAACGCUGAGCCAAAUCUCUGAGCGUGGGAGAUCGUCCUAAACCCGCACGCUGACCCGUGUUGGGUAGAUGGCUUUUGCGCCUAGUAAAAAAUAAAACCAUGACUACAGUAGUCGCAAUUUACGACAACUCUCGUAAGUUCCAAGCAAACUAAAGUCACGGGGCUGGCUAUACGCGCAGUCUUGGAUCACCUAUUUAAAGCAAGGGCAAACUGCAUAGAUAGACAUUACUAAUUUUCAGCUGAGUAAAAUCGAAAUAUGCAAAUCUCUUUGGUUCGGUAGCCACACGAUGACUUCUUUCGAGCGGUUAGCGUGCACCAAGCGGUUGUUUUACCUAGCGAGGGCGCCACGUGGGAACUCGGUCUGGGGCCACGGCCGCCAGAAACGGCUGUUCAGUUGUACCCCGUGUCGCCUGAACGUGAUGAGCGCUUGGGUCAUCGACAAAUAUGGGAACAACGACGUGCUGCGGUUCACUAAAAACGCCAGCUUCCCUGUCAUCAGCUACCCCAACGAAGUCAUCCUCCGAGUUCACGCAGCAGCAAUCAACCCACUUGACGUCAGUAUGAGGGGUGGUUAUGGUGCUGCCACCCUGUCUAUGAAGCGAGACCCCCUAAGUGUUAUGCAGACAGGUAGCGAGUUCCCUCUCGUUCUGGGGAGGGAUGUGUCCGGGGUCAUCAUGGAGUGUGGCCUUGAUGUCAAAUACUUCACAGCGGGGGACGAGGUGUGGGCAGCUAUACCGCCAUGGAAACAGGGCAGCUUGGCUGAGUUCGUGGUGUUGAGUGCCAAUGAGGUGUCCCAUAAACCAAAGUCGCUAAGUCACACGGAGGCAGCAGCCAUCCCAUACGUGGCGGCCACGGCCUGGUCAGCGUUGGUCAAUACGGGUGGGCUCAGUAAGGAAAACUGUGCCAAGAAACGUAUUCUGAUACUUGGAGGGUCUGGAGGAGUGGGGACAUUUGCUAUACAGAUGCUGAAGGCAUGGGGCGCCCACGUGACGGUGACCUGCUCCCACAAAGCAGAGCAGUUGGUAAGGGGACUUGGGGCAGACCAUGUGGUAGACUACACCGCCGGGCCUGUUGAGGUGCCCCUCAGUGCAUUGAAAAAGUUUGACCUGAUCCUGGACAAUGUGGGUGGGGACACGGAGCGUUGGGCACUGGGCCUGCUCAAGCCAUGGAGUGGUGCCAAGUAUGUUACCCUGGUAACGCCCUUCCUCCAGAACACCGACAUGCUGGGCAUUGCCGAUGGCAUGCUGCAGACCGGGGCCACCAUGGCAACCAAGGCCCUCAAGCAUCUUUCCAAGGGCGUGCACUACCGCUGGGGCUUCUUUGCACCCAGUGGCCCUGCCCUGGAUAACAUAAGUGAGAUGGUGGAUGCAGGACAGAUCCGGGCGGUGGUGGAGGAGCAGUUUCCCUUCUCCCAGGUCCCCCAGGCCCUCCAGAAGGUGGAGCAGGGACAUGCCAGAGGGAAGACCGUGGUCCAGGGCAUCGGAGACCAGUGAGUCAGCACAGAUGUCCCCCAUGAAAAUCUGUUCGGCGACGGCGAGAGGUGCUCAGAUUGUGUUACAACUGUCUGCAGGUCUGUGUUGGAGAAAUCGAUUAACUGAUUUUAAUUUUCAAAUAAAAUGUACCCUGUACCAUGAAAUCAUAUGGGGAAGAACAAGAAAGCACCUGAAUGGAUAUUGCCUGAUAAAUCCAGGUGAGGAAAAUAAUAUUGACAAUAUUUACCUCAUUUAAGGCUCCAUCCCUGUGUCUUACUAGCGGUGACGUGCUGUAUAUUAAAUAAAGUGGU
Molecule: messenger RNA, 1915 nt
Organism: Lampris incognitus (smalleye Pacific opah)
Lineage: Eukaryota; Metazoa; Chordata; Actinopteri; Lampriformes; Lampridae
Gene: rtn4ip1
Product: reticulon 4 interacting protein 1
Exons: 9
Coding region: 420-1625 (401 amino acids)
Cellular component (GO): mitochondrion
Molecular function (GO): oxidoreductase activity
Source: RefSeq, a predicted model, not a curated record